This is a messenger RNA of Hydractinia symbiolongicarpus, 3760 nucleotides long. Its product is annotated as valine--tRNA ligase-like. The coding region runs from base 41 to 3412 and encodes 1123 amino acids. NCBI's taxonomy places the organism in Eukaryota, Metazoa, Cnidaria, Hydrozoa, Anthoathecata, Hydractiniidae. Gene Ontology annotation, molecular function: aminoacyl-tRNA deacylase activity; ATP binding; valine-tRNA ligase activity. Gene Ontology annotation, biological process: valyl-tRNA aminoacylation. The record is from RefSeq and is a predicted model, not a curated record. The transcript has 26 exons. Gene Ontology annotation, cellular component: cytosol.
GAGACAUAAACAUCGUUCCUUUCUCAUCUUACGUGAACAAAUGGUAGCCUCUUUCGUUUAUAAACAUGUGAAUUGCAUCAGACAAAUCAUAAAGCCUAUUAUCCUUUCAGACUGUGUAUUAACAUAUACAAUUACACGCCUGUUGUCAUACCAAACCCGACUUUUACCUCUUACUACUACUGUUGAUCCAGUCGGAAAGUUCUUUCAACGCAGAUUGGGGAAAAUGGGAUCACCAGAGGAGAAUAAAAUUCCUGCUGCUGCAGAAGGAGAAGUUGUUAAAACAGCAAAUCAGUUAAAAAAAGAGGCUAAAAGAUUAGCAAAGCUAGAGAAAUUUAACAAAAAACAAGAGCAGCAAUCAGUACAGAAAAAGAAAGGUGCUGAUGAGGAAAAGUCAUCCAAACCUAAAAAAGAGAAGACAACAACAAAACAAGUUAUAAAAUAUGACAAAGACACCAAGCCAGGCGAAAAAAAAGAUACUAUUUGUCCCUUACCUGAUGCAUACAGUCCAACAUAUGUUGAAAGCGCUUGGUAUUCGUGGUGGGAGAAAAAGGGAUUUUUUAAACCAGAAUAUGGGAGGACUUCUCCAUAUGAAGAAAACAAAGAUGGUCAAUUUGUGAUAUGUAUUCCACCACCAAAUGUAACUGGUAACCUUCAUCUUGGUCAUGCUCUAACGAAUGCUAUUGAAGAUGCUGUGACCAGGUGGCAUAGAAUGAAUGGGAGAACUACAUUGUGGGUGCCUGGAUGUGAUCAUGCUGGCAUUGCAACACAGGUUGUUGUAGAACGCAUGUUAAAAAAGGAACACAAUCUUAGCCGCCAUGACCUUGGCCGGGAAAAAUUUCUUGAGAAAGUUUGGGAUUGGAAGAACAAAAAAGGCGAUCGAAUUUACCAUCAACUUCGUAAACUGGGAGUCUCCGUAGACUGGGAUAGGGCAUGUUUCACAAUGGAAGAAAAAUUGUCCAAGGCUGUAAAAGAAGCAUUUGUACAGCUACAUGAGCAAAGGUUGAUAUACAGAUCAAAUCGUUUAGUAAAUUGGUCAUGUGCAUUAAAUUCUGCAAUCUCAGAUAUAGAGGUUGACAAAAAAGAAAUUACUGGAAGAACUCUAAUGAGUGUUCCAGGUUAUGACCAAAAGAUAGAAUUUGGGGUUUUGAUUCACUUUACCUACCCAAUUGAGGGUUCAGAUGAGAAGUUAACGGUAGCAACAACACGUAUCGAAACUAUGCUGGGAGACACUGGUAUAGCUGUCCACCCAACAGAUGAAAGAUAUAAGCAUCUUAUUGGCAAAAAUGCUCUUCAUCCAUUUUGUAAUCGAAAAUUACCAAUAGUUGCUGAUGAAGUUGUUGAUCCUACUUUUGGAACUGGAGCUGUAAAGCUUACUCCAGCGCAUGACCACAACGAUUAUGAUGCUGGAAAACGCACUGGAUUAAAGUUUAUUACCAUGAUGGAUGAAGAUGGAUUGGUUAGAGAUGUAGGAGACUUUAAGAGCCAAUACAAGAAAUUUAUUAACAUGAAAAGAUUUGUUGCCAGAUAUGAGGUUCUGAAUGCUUUGAAGGAUUUAAGCUUGUAUGUUAAAACAGAAGACAAUCCAAUGGUUAUUCCUAUGUGCAGUCGAUCCAAAGAUAUAGUGGAGCCAUUGUUAAAACCUCAGUGGUAUGUUGAUUGUAAGGAAAUGGCGUCGAAAGCUGUACAGGCUGUUCGUGAAGGAGAUCUUAAGAUUAUUCCUCAAAUGCAUGAAAGAACAUGGUACAACUGGAUGGAAAAUUGUCGCGAUUGGUGCAUCUCUCGUCAACUGUGGUGGGGUCACCGCAUUCCUGCGUACUAUGUGACAAUACAAGGUACAGCUUCAGGAGGUAGUGAUGAUGACCACUAUUGGGUUUCGGGUCGUGAUGAGAGAGAAGCGAUCAAGGUAGCUGCUAAACGUUUUAACGUCUCAGAUGACAAAAUACAUCUUCGUCAGGAUGAUGAUGUACUGGACACGUGGUUUUCGUCCGCACUGUUUCCAUUUUCAGUGUUUGGAUGGCCUGAAAAAACCCCAGAUCUGCAAAAGUUCUAUCCAAAUUCAUUGUUAGAAACUGGACACGAUAUUCUGUUUUUCUGGGUAGCUCGCAUGGUUAUGUUUGGACAGCAGCUAACUGGGAAACUACCUUUUGACGAGGUAUACCUUCAUGCGAUGGUUCGCGAUGCGUAUGGACGGAAGAUGAGUAAAUCUCUUGGCAAUAUCAUCGAUCCUGUGGACGUUAUAACAGGCAUUACGCUUCCAGAUCUCUUGGCACGCUUAAAUGAAUACAACCUUGACCAGAAAGAACUGGACAAGGCACGAAAAGGACAAAAAGAAAUGUAUCCUAACGGUAUACCAGAAUGUGGAACAGAUGCGUUGAGAUUUGCUCUAUGUGCCUACACUUUGCAAGGGAGAGAUAUUAAUCUGGAUGUUCUACGAAUACAAGGCUAUCGCCACUUUUGCAAUAAAUUGUGGAAUGCAACGAAGUUUGCUAUGAGGAAUUUCACCUCAGAAUUUGUACCAAGAACUGAUAGAACCCAGUUAUCCGGAAAAGAACUACCAAUGGAUUUGUGGAUAUUAAGUAAACUAUCUACUGCUGUUUCCCUGUGUAACGAGGGCUUUAAGUCGUAUGAUUUUCCUAAAGCAACUACUGCUCUUUACAAUUUCUGGCUAUACGAGUUAUGUGACAUAUACCUGGAAUCACUAAAGCCUGUUUUUGCCGGGAGCGAUGAAGAGCAAAAAGUUUGUUCACAAGAUGUUCUAUAUAUUUGUUUGGACUACGGUUUACGAUUGCUCAGUCCAUUCAUGCCCUUCUUAACGGAAGAAUUGUUUCAGCGGCUGCCUCAUCAAGAAGGCGCUUGUGCAGAGAGUAUAUGCGUCGCCUCCUACCCUACUGAAGUUACCUGGUCACACACGGAGCUUGAGAAUAAGGUUGAUCACAUGAUGGAAGUUGUCCGUACAAUACGAUCAAUGAAAGAAGAGUAUGUCAACACUAAAGCGAAGGCACCAGUGUAUUUAAAGCCUCAUCAAGAUGAAACAAAAUCAAUGUUGUUUCAAUUUAAAGUUGUCAUAGCAACACUAUCUCAAACAACUGAAGUGAAUAUUUUACCAAACGAAGAAGUGUCUCCAGAUGGUUGCGCAAUACAGUUGCUGGGUGACAAAUGUGAAGUCAUGCUGAUGUUGAAGGGAAUUGUUGAUUUUAAAAAAGAAGUUGAAAAGUUAAGGUCGAAAGAAAAGAAAACAGACCAACAACUCAAUAAAUUAAUCGAGUCGACAAAAAUUGAAGACUACGAAAAGAAGGUGCCAGAAAAAGUCAAGCUACAAAACACAGAUAAGAUCUCACAGCUUACUACCGAAGUGGAAAAAUUGAAAGUAACCAUAGAAACAUUCGAAAAAGCUGCUUUACAACAAUCGUAACCUGUGAAGAGUAGAACUUCUUUUUAAGAAAUUGAAAUAAAAAGUGUUUGGCGCAUGCCCCAAAAACAUUUUCAGAUUUCCCUAUGAUGCAAUGUGAAGGUUGUUUAAAAAGCUCGAGUGACAAUGGCUUUGUAAAUUGGUCAGAUCACUUGCUGAAAGUUUUUGCCAUCUUUUAGUAAUCAUGGGUACCUAAAAUAAUAAACCCGAUUUCUUUUCUUAAAAAGUCGAAACAGCGAGAUGUGGCUUUUGGUUUUUUUUUUCAAAAACCAUUCAAAUAUUGGUAUUGGUUUUUAUAUAUUAAACUAUUUAAAAAGUGUGAUUGAUAUCAGAGAAUAUAAACAAAUCCAA